AUCCUUCACUCACUCCUUCACAGACUCUCCCCGUCACCAGUUGAUUCGUUAAUUUUUUGGUGAUUGAUUGUCCUACUUUUUUUAUUCCUCGGAAUCGAUCAAAUCAAAUUUAAUUAAUUUCCGCCCUCCGAGUUAAACUUUUUCCUAGUCCUAACAUUUUCGAACCUUUUUCACCAUGUUCCGUCUUCACAGAGGUCGACAGAUAAACAAGCAGAAGGAGGAAGAGGAAGAGGCUGAAGGCUUGUCAGGCCAAGAAGAGGAGGAAGAAGAAGACAGCACACCCAUCGCCAAGUUUGAGUCAGCCGAGACCGUCUUGCGGGAUAGAUUUAUGGCCAAGUGGGUGGGUAAAAGGUCGUCUUUGGGAAAGUCGUCUGCCCCGAAAUCUCCAGUAUUCUCCUUCAACGAGGUUGACGCAAGGAUGAUCGAAAAAAAGAUUGAGGCUGAAAGUCGUCGAAGUCUUGGCCUUCUGGGGCGCGCUCUUGGGCCAAAGAUUCUGAGCAGGAGGAUGGCUUAUCGGCAGGCUAAGCCGACUCGGGCCCUUCCUGUGAACGUGAAAAAGGUCAGGCCAGGACUUUUUGUGACCUACCAUAAUCUGAUGGCUCAAGAUUGUGUGGAUAAAAUCAUUGGGUCUUGGCCAGCCGAGGAUCAUCACACCACUGUGUCUGAAAACGUCCGACCAAGUCGUCCACGGCUUGAAGAUUCCUCCAGUACUAAUUAAGUAUAUUAAGCAUGCGAGCUAACUAAUAAUUUAAAUAGUCAACACUUGUACUCUCGUCACAAAGGUUGAAGAUUGUGUGAUGAGAAAUGCCUAAUCUAUGAUUUUCAAUUGAUCUCAAAAAUACAAUCAUGUACACCGUACUAAAAAGUAAAAUUGUUUAUGGUAUGAAGUAGAAUUGUAAUUGGAUUAAUAUUCGAUUUGUAAUUUGUAUUAAAAACGUAAAUAAAUGGCAUGUCUAGGUAAUUAUUAAAUUUAUUAUCCAUUACUUACGUCGUAGUAAUACUAUAAAUUAUAGUCUAUAAUUAGUUAAGUGGCAAAUCAUUAAUUGUAUAAUCUUAUUUACUUAAUUUUUACAUAUCUGGCACCAUUCGAUAUGUACGCUAUCAAUGCUAAUAAUUAUAUGUUUUUAUGGAUUGUGAU
Molecule: messenger RNA, 1138 nt
Organism: Folsomia candida
Lineage: Eukaryota; Metazoa; Arthropoda; Collembola; Entomobryomorpha; Isotomidae
Exons: 2
Coding region: 176-718 (180 amino acids)
Source: RefSeq, a predicted model, not a curated record